Molecule: messenger RNA, 597 nt
Organism: Phaedon cochleariae (mustard beetle)
Lineage: Eukaryota; Metazoa; Arthropoda; Insecta; Coleoptera; Chrysomelidae
Source: the annotation of a GenBank genome assembly
CCCGAACAUCGAAAUUUAGACAGAAACAAGGUUUACAACAACUACCGCCAUGCCAGCGGAUCAGCACUGAUCCAACGCCGUCAAGCUGGCGCCGUUCAGGCUGAACCUGAGCAGGAUGUCGAAAUCGAACUCCUCGUCGAGGAGCAGCUCGGUGGAGACCCCUGCCGACGGCGACAACGACAAGGAGGGGGGCGGGGGAGGGGUGCCCCCCCGCCUCCACGCGGCCGCGCCCCCCAUCCUGGAGGACGGCGGGGGGGAACUGGACGUCGCGUCCAACAGCCCGCCGCCUUCCUACGAGCGAGUGUUGGAGGAGACUCGUCAAAAAGCAAAAAGUGAUGCGUCUACUCCGACAAACACUGUCAGAGGGCCAGAAAUAAUGCACAAAUCCAGCAAGGAACUGUACAGAGCCGUCGCAAAACAAUUUGGAAUCACUUGUAAGAUGUCGGACCAAUGCAGGUGUUUUGAUUGUCAAAGCCACUACUUCGACUGCGAGUACGAACAAAACGAGCAAGAAAAGACAGAUGGGGGCCUAGGGGCAGGCACUCCUAUGUUCCUUUCGGUGAUGAAUGGCGGCACAUGCGCCAUUUUGUAAUCAGC